CAUUUGUUAAGUAAAUAACACAACGAUUGACUCAUUUGUUGAGCGAUUGCUUUGACAAUAGAAAUCAACUCAUUAUCAGUGAUCACCACAAAGAUUACAAUUAAUAGCAUUUCAUACACUCAUUGCUAUUAACACACAAUACAUCCACUGUUUGGUCAUUCAAGUGACACCUGAUCUGUAGUUGUGGUGAAACCCUGCGGUAGAUAUCUUUGUGGACAAUGAACCGUCUGUUCGGAAGGGGUACACCUAAGGCGCCCCCACCUAACCUCACCGACUGUAUCGCCAAUGUGGACAGUAGGGCCGAGUCGGUCGACAAGAAGAUCGCCCGAUUGGACGCAGAACUCGUCAAAUACAAGGACCAGAUGAAGAAGAUGAGGGACGGACCCGCUAAGGUA
Molecule: messenger RNA, 395 nt
Organism: Oppiella nova
Lineage: Eukaryota; Metazoa; Arthropoda; Arachnida; Sarcoptiformes; Oppiidae
Source: the annotation of a GenBank genome assembly